GAGUUGAGUUCGAGUUUUGAGACAACGGGGAAACGGUACUACUACCGCCAACUUCAUUAUAUUCCUUAGUUUAUUCUUCUAAGUUCUGAUCCUUCCUCUUCUCAGAGACAGACCUUCCUUCUUAUAUCUCUCUCUCUUGCAGUCUGUGCUCGUCCUCUUCUUCCUUCUUCCAUUUUCCAACUUCCAUCUUCUAUCUUCAAAAUUGCUUCUGCUUCCACAGAAGUUUCCCUUCUCUCAUUCUCUUCCUCUGCAAAAAGGGGUUCUUUUUGUUGCCUUUCGGUGCUUUGUUUUAAUCACCUUUCUUCUUCGUUUUUUACCCUCUUUGAAUUAUAAUAGUCUAAAUCGGUAGGGGAAAAAUAAAAGCUUCGACUGCUUCUUUCGAUUCGCAAAGAAGAAAAGAAAGAAAGAAGAAAGAGAGAUAUAUAAUCUGACAAUCGAAUCUCUCUCAAAAGAGAUUUAUUUUCAAAGCAAUCUAAAGUGUCCAAAGAAGAACAUCAAAGAUAUGGCGAUCGAUCUCUGCUCGGCCUCCGACAGCUCUGGUCUGGGGAUGAGUCCCAGAAUUUCGUUUUCUCAUGAUCUACGCCACUCAGAUGUCGUCCCCGUCGAAGAAUACUGUCAUCGAUCAGAUGGGUCUCUUUUGGAUUCCAGUUUCGAUUUUGAUUUCGGCGUUAGCGCAAGCUUUGAGCAAGAACCACCAUUUUCUGCUGAUGAGCUUUUCUUUGACGGAAAAAUCCUUCCUUGUGAAAUUAGGGAGAAAAUACAGAUAGUUCUUCCUUCGAAACAAACCCGUCAUGCUAAGCUUCCUCCUCUUCCGCCUCUGCCUCUACCUCUACCUCUGUUUCCUCCCCCCUCUCCUACUGAUACUACUACGACGACGACGACGACAACAACGAUGUUGAAGACGAGUACAAAAACUGACGAUUCGAAGAAAGAGAGCUUGAAGGAAAUCAUGGCGAUGAGUAAUGAAUCAGAGGAUAAGGCCUCCUCGAAAUCAUUCUGGCGGUUCAAGCGAAGCAGUAGUCUUAAUGCCGGGAACGGGCAAAGACGCAGCUUGAUUUGCUCCCUACCACUUCUAUCUCGAAGCAAUUCAACAGGUUCAUCAACAAAUCCCAAACGACAACCAUUGUUGAAGGAUACUCAAAAACACUCACAUAAACCUCCUACUCCCACACCUGCAAAGUCGUCUUCUUUUUCUUCGUCUUCGUCUCAGUCUCAGAAGCCUCCACUGAAGAAGAAUAGCGGGUCUUACGGUAAUGGUGUCCGAAUCAGUCCUGUUCUCAAUAUUCCUCCUCCCUAUAUUGCCAAGGGAACUGCAAGUUUGUUCGGUUUGGGUUCCUUUUUCUGCGGUGGGAAGGAUAAGAAUAAGAAGAAAUGAUCUGCUUUAUCCUCUCCUCUCUUUAUGUAAAGAAUUGGUUCAACAUUUGCAGAUUUCUCUUGGUUUUCAUUCAAUACACCACCAACAUUCUUCAUGAAUUACUGUGACCAACUUAUGAAUUUGAAUGGAAUUAUGGGAGGAACGAUUACAGAGUUUGAACUUUGAAGUAUCAUUUUCUUUUUAAUGGAUUUUUGGGUUAUGUUACAAUCAAAAUGAUGAAUAGAAUUGCUUUGGGUUCUGAAGAGUGGGCUUUGCAGUGAAAUAGACUAAACAGUAAAAGAAGAAGAAGAAGAAGAAGAUAACGUGCAUCCACAUGUCAGAGGUUUAGGGGACAGAACCAGCAGGUAUCCUCCUUUCAUGGUUAUCCCAUUAUUACUGCUUGAAUCUCUUCAUCUUUUGGAAGAAAAUUUUCCUUUUUACAUGAAAAUACACAUUUGGGUUCUUUUGUUUAAAUGUAUAUACUUUGAUUUGGAAUUGGUUCCUUA
This is a messenger RNA of Macadamia integrifolia, 1860 nucleotides long. RefSeq lists its product as uncharacterized. The coding region runs from base 503 to 1375 and encodes 290 amino acids. NCBI's taxonomy places the organism in Eukaryota, Viridiplantae, Streptophyta, Magnoliopsida, Proteales, Proteaceae. The transcript is spliced from 2 exons. The record is from RefSeq and is a predicted model, not a curated record.